AUGCGUCUUCUACCAACGUUAGCCACCGCGCUCAUAUUCGCAGUCAAUGUGACAGGAAGUCCGGCCGCUGCUUCAGGCCCGGCGCAAUCCGUCACCCCCGCGGCGAACAUUGUGGAUGAGCCCGCACCGACAACUUCGGCUGCUCAAGCAAACAAUGUCAACCAGGUCAACGCGGCUGUUGCCGAUAGUACUGCUGCCGCCGAUACAGCUAAAGUCGCUAACACGGCUUCUGCUGCCCCAACUACGAAGGAAGAAGAUGCUACCACUGAUGUGAAGACUGCCGAGCCGACCAAGGCCAACCCCGUGGAAAGCAUGGUUGGAGACGCAAAGACUGCUCUUGGUAUCGAUACACAAGAAACAACCAGUUCAGCCGCGGCAGCCGGCCCCACUAAGACAGCUGAGAGCUCGGCUGCCGAGCCUAAGUCCUCUGCUGCCGAAACUCCUUCUUCCGCUCCCUCCCCUACAGCCAGCUCAAGCCCGAAGUCUACAAGUUCAAACAGCGAGUCAGACAGCAAUGAUACUGCCAAACCUUCUGAUAUCCUGCCAGAUCUGAAGGAUGCUAUCUCGAGUUUGUUUGGCGGUAAUGGCAGUGGCGGCCUCGCGGAACUUCUGCGUGGUCUUGAGAGUCUGCUUAACCCCCAGUUCUUGGGUAACUUCGCCGACACUUUCGAAUAUCUCUCUACCGGCCUAGCACCCCCGGUCGACAACCAGCUCCGAACCAUAGUGGCCAAUGCCGACACCCUUCUGACCGCAAGCUUCGUCAAGAAGACCGGCGCUCUCAUUGACAAUGCCAAUGAGCUUCUGACCGAGGAGAACACCAAGGAGAUUGGAACUCUGCUCAAAGUUGCCAACAAGUUGUUGUCUGGUCCGUUCAUCGACAAGGUGGACAACCUUAUCGACAAUGCCAACAAUCUCCUCACCUCCAACUUCGUCAAGCAGACCACUAACCUCAUUGAGAAGGCUAGCCCUCUCAUUGACGACGCUAGUGGCCUACUUAACGACAAGAAUGUUCACGCCAUUGAGUCGCUGCUGACGAACGCCAACACGCUGCUUACUGCCACCUUUGUCAAGGAGACCUCCAACCUCAUUGGCAAGGCCAGCCCUCUUAUCGACGAGGCCAGUGGUCUCCUCACCGAAGGCAAUGUCAAGGCGAUCGAGAACCUGCUCGGCAAUGCCAACAAGCUGCUCACUCCCGGCUUUAUCUCAACUACUGGCAAGCUCAUCCAGCAGGCCGGUCCUCUUAUCAACCAGGCUAGCGGUCUCCUCACCGAGGGCAAUGUCAAGGCAAUCGAGUCACUCUUGAACAAUGCCAACAAGCUGCUCACGCCCGGCUUUAUCUCGACUACUGGCAAGCUCAUCAACCAAGCCGGUCCCCUCAUCAACCAGGCUAGCGGUCUUCUUACUGAGGGCAACGUCAAGGAGAUUGAGACUCUCAUUGGUAACGCCAACAACCUGCUGACUACCAGCUUCGUCAACCAGACCACGAGCCUGAUUGAUGAAGCUAGCGAGCUCCUGUCUUCGGAUACCAUUGACAGUCUGAAAUCGCUGCUCCACCAGCUUGCUCCUAUAAUUCCCGAGUUGAAGGGCCUGCUCAAGCCAGACACCAUCAAGGCAAUCGAGAACGUUCUAGGCAACGCCAACAAGCUGCUAACAGAUUCCUUCGUCGAGGACACCAACACCCUAAUCACCGAGGCUGUCGGACUUCUCACUCCCGACCUGGUCAAGGCUCUGAAGGCUCUCCUCAGCGACCUUACCCCUCUAAUCCCCGAGUUGCAGUCGCUGUUGACCAAGGAAAUGAUCGAUUCGAUCGAGACCCUUUUGAACAACGCCGGAGCCCUACUCACAUCGGACUUCGUCAAGGACACCAAGGGUCUAGUCGGCGAGGCCGGCGAUCUCCUCACUCCAGAGGUUGUCAAGGGACUGAAGUCAAUCCUAAAGGAAGUCAUCCCCCUGCUACCAGAGUUGCAGUUGCUCCUGAACAAGAGCACCCUAUCCGCGGUUGCAGAUCUCCUAACCAACGCCAACACCCUUCUGACCCCCAAGUUCGUCAACGAGACCAUCGGUCUAAUCGACAGCGCCGACGACCUCCUAACCCCAACCAUCGUCACGGGACUGAAGGAGCUCCUCGGCGACGUCGGCCCACUGAUCCCGGAUCUCAGACGCUCCCUGCUGAACACAACCAUCAUCACCGACCUGGGAUACAUCGUGACCAACGCUACCACAUUGCUCACGCCCCACUUCGUCGGCGAGACUACAGAUCUCAUCGACAACGCCGAUGGCCUCCUGACACCCGACGUCGUCACCGUGCUCAAGGAUAUUCUUGGAUACGUGCCCGACUUGUUACCCGAGGUGAAGAAGUUGCUCAAGCCUUCUACCAUUUCGGAUGUUGGCGCGCUCUUGGCCAACGCUCAUGAUCUCCUCACUCCCAAGUUCGUUAAUGAGACAACUGUCCUGAUUGAUGAUGUUACGAGGUUCUUGCCUCUGAUUCAGGAAUUGCUCAAGGCGCUGUGA
Messenger RNA from Penicillium griseofulvum, 2511 nucleotides. RefSeq lists its product as uncharacterized. NCBI's taxonomy places the organism in Eukaryota, Fungi, Ascomycota, Eurotiomycetes, Eurotiales, Aspergillaceae. The transcript has a single exon. The record is from RefSeq and is a predicted model, not a curated record. Bases 1 to 2511 code for a protein of 836 amino acids.